Molecule: messenger RNA, 2429 nt
Organism: Penaeus vannamei (Pacific white shrimp)
Lineage: Eukaryota; Metazoa; Arthropoda; Malacostraca; Decapoda; Penaeidae
Source: RefSeq, a predicted model, not a curated record
GUAUUCAAAGAGUUGCAAUGCAUUGACAGUGAUCGCAAGUCACUGUAUUGUGUCUUUGCUGGCAUGGCCCAAGAAGAAGCUGAUAGACUCGUGCACACCAGGCUACCAGGAUGGUUUUAUCCAGAAACCGGAAGACCUCUGGAGGAAACAUUUGUAAGGAACCUGAUUGGAGAAAAGUACCAGCAACUUAUUGAUGAACUUUUUAAUGCAUUAAGAGAAGAAAACAGGGAAACACUUGCCUCCUAUCUACUACCGUACAUACGGAAAGUUAAAAAAUGUCUACCACCAGAGAUUGAAGAAAAUUUCUACCCCCUUCCUACAGGCUAUCCGCAUGGCCUGUGCAUUAUCAUAAAUGUUAAAGAUUUCAUGAAACCUAGAGGUGAUCAUGAUAAUAUACCACUGAAUGAACGGCAUGGGUCAGACAUUGACAAACAGCGACUUACAGGCACAUUUAAGUUGUUUGGAUUCCACGUCAUGCAUUUUGACAAUCCCGACUAUGAACAAAUAAACCAGUACUUCAAAAGGCUUCGUGUUGAUGGCCGACUGGCUGUCAUUUCCUGCUUGGUUGUAUGUGUUAUGACUCAUGGAGAUGAACAAGAUCAGAUCUACCUCCAUGAUCGUUCUUGUUUGUCAGUUACUGAUUUUAGGAAACUUUGUUCUAGUCGGGUUCUACUUAACAAACCUAGACUUUUCUUCAUUCAGGCAUGUAGAGGAGAAGAGGCCUUAAAACCAAUAUUUCUACAACAAGAUGGCUCAGUCGUUGCUCAUCAGGAGAGUGACUGCCUCAUUUCACAAGCAACAGUAAGAGGAUACUCUGCAUUUAGAAAUCAGAUGGAGGGAUCUUGGUACAUCACUGACUUGUGUCAAGCCUUACAAGAAUAUGGCCAUAUCCUACCAAUGAAGAAUGUGUUACACAAAACAAGAAAGAAUCUGAAAGAACGUGUUGAAAGGAUGAAUAAUACAUACAUAACUCAGCUUUCAGAGGAAAAGGAUACCUUAACCAGGGACGUUCAGUUGGUAAGAGCAGACUUGGAUCAUUUUACGGAUGGCCUCAUGGAUCUGAUUGAGCUCGAAGUAACAGAGAAACUUCUGGAGGAAAAACUGGAUGAGGCUUUAUGCGACAUAUUUAACCUAAAUGUAAUGGCAGAUAUAAGUCACCAUCUUGGAGCCUUUAGAAUAUAACAAUAAUUUCAGUGACUUAAGGAAAUAUCAUUAAUAGUAUAGUGCUUUCCAAAGGAUCAGAAGUACCCAUGAAUGAAUUUUGUAUAUAUUUUCUGUGGCAGAUCGAGGCUCUCAACCUUAUGUGUAAUAAAUUGCACUACAAAAACAGGUUCAACAAUAUGUGUUUGAUUUAGGCAACAGUGCAAAUUUGUUUUGCUAAAAUUGGUGUCAAAAUGUCUGCUGAAAUGUACAUAUAUUCAUGUAUAUAUUGUGUUUAUACUUUUUUUUUUUUUUUUUUUUUUUUUUUUUUUUUUUUUUUACCUUAUGGAAACCAUAAGACUUAGAUCUUGUAAGUAAAGCUUGUAUAAUGUUUAAAUUACUUAUAUAAAAAUAUCAAAGCUCGUCUACUCCAGAAUGCUUGGAGUGGCUCUGAAUUAUCUUAAGACCCACGUCCUUUGGAACAUCCUGGAUCUGCUACAGUAUACAUUUGAUGUGUGCUCCACCCUUGUUUGUAAAGUACUACAGUCAAGAAUUUUUACUGUCACACUUUGAAGAUGAGGUUAAAAGUGAGGGGGGAGUGUGGGAUAGAAAUGAGAUGCCACACAUGUAAGGUUGAGAACUAUUGUUUCAUACCACACACAGGCAUGCACACCUGCACCUGCUUCUGCUUCCACACCCACAUGCACACUGUAAUAACCCUGAAAUAUGUAUGCUAAUGUUAUUCUAUGUAUCUAUUGUUAUGUUCUAGAUAAUUUAUUAUAAUCUUACAUAUUGUCACAUGCAUACACACACAUAUAUGUAUGCAUUUACGUAUGUUGAUUGCUUUACAUAUGUAUUCAUCUUUCCCCUUCUGCAAGAGUUGUUUAUUGCUGUAACAUGUACUUCUUCAUUAUCAAUUGUCACUUGCUAAAUAUGCAACUUGUAGCUAUCCUUAGACCAUUGAGCAAGAUGACUGGCAGAUUCCCUGUGGGGAGCCAAGGAGCAGCACCUAGCUCCUUGGGGCAGACUCACUCCAUCAUUACUCUUCAAUAAAGGAGUCAAGACAUCUUAGUUGUUUGCCAUAAACUUUAAGCUUGCCAUAUACCAAACUUACAGCUUGCUGUAAAAGUAAAUAAACAAUUGUAAUAGGUAAAGACUUAUCAACUUUCGUAGUAGGUGAAAGGAGUAAUCAUUAGAGGAAACAGACUAGAUGCUAUUAGUAAUCAGUGAAUUUAAUGAGGAGGUUUAGUAUUUAAUGAAAAUAAAGGAAAUAAAAAUUUCAAAACCAA